AUGCGGCGCGGUGCGGUGCGGGCGGGGGGCGCCGUGCGACUGGCGCGCGCGCCGCUGUCCCACGGUCGCGCACACCCCGCUCACCCCGCGUGCCCACCCGCCCCGCACCCCAGACACUUUCUUUCGCGCCAUAAAGGUCGUUUCAAAUUUUUCGGAAUGCCGUUUGGUGACAUUUCACCCACGGGCGGAGGGAAUGCAGCCUCAGGCCGAGGCGUUCGCUGCACAUCGCCUUCGCUCCGCACUUAG
Messenger RNA from Leptosia nina, 246 nucleotides. The record is from the annotation of a GenBank genome assembly. Lineage: Eukaryota; Metazoa; Arthropoda; Insecta; Lepidoptera; Pieridae.